Messenger RNA from Nerophis lumbriciformis (worm pipefish), 2412 nucleotides. NCBI's taxonomy places the organism in Eukaryota, Metazoa, Chordata, Actinopteri, Syngnathiformes, Syngnathidae. The record is from RefSeq and is a predicted model, not a curated record.
UGUAAAGGAAAGGUGAAAUUGUAGACAUUUUGGUUCCCUGACGGUAAAAUACGUCCUUUACUUUUAAAAUAUUGCAAGUUUCCCGUGAAAAGGAGCUAUAUUCGUUUGGCAUUUUAUAUAUGUCGACGCGCCGUGAUGUGGCAUUAGUCGUCGGGAGUAGAUAGCACAAACACUCGGGGUAAUAAUGGCGACUUUAUUUCCUUGUUGUUGUGGCAGUGAUGUGCAGGUUAAACUGGGCUCCUGCAUGUCAUGAACAUCAGUGAGUAUGGACGUGUGGGGCGCAGUCGUCGCAGCAGAUAAUGAGCGGUCAAGCUCCGAGGGCGAGUACGUGGUCGACUCCGGUGCUGGACAUGAAGCCAAGAGGACGGCGGACGGAACGUUUCGCAGGCCCGCGGAGAGGAUGGACGAUGGGGGCUCGGGUGUGGGACCUGGGGAGGGCGAAGUGGUGUUGGGACGGCUUGCAAGUCAGAAGGACGACAAGGAACUUCGCUAUUUGCACCUGUUGUGGGAGCCCGGGCGAGCCGAGGCCGGACCCGGUGGUGUGACCAGCAAGCUGGGGAAGAUGACCGGGAGCAGGGCCAGGCGGUGCCACCGAGCCACACGGAAUCCGAUUGGUAAAGAUAUCUACGCUGUGAAGAGACUAAGGGAAGCAGCCAACAGCAAUGACAUCGACACAGUUCGGAAGCUCCUGCAGGAUGACAUCGACCCCUGUGCUGCUGAUGACAAGGGAAGGACAGCCUUACAUUUCUCUUCCUGUAAUGGCAACGAGAGCAUCGUGCAGUUACUGCUGAGCCAUGGCGCUGACCCCAACCAGCGUGACAGUCUGGGUAACACCCCACUCCACUUGGCGGCCUGUACAAACCACGUGCCUGUCAUCACCACAUUGCUGAGAGGAGGGUCCCGCGUGGAUGCCCUCGAUCGAGCGGGUCGGACCCCUCUACACCUCGCACGCUCCAAACUGAACAUUCUGCAGGAGGGAGAUUCCCGGAGCUUAGAAACCUUGAGAGGAGAAGUGACACAGAUUAUACAAAUGCUGAGGGAAUAUCUAAAUUUAAUGGGCCAAAGUGAAGCUAAAGAGAGACUGGAGCAUAUUUCGACCCAGCUGCAACACACACGAACCAAAGAGCAAGUGGAUGAGGUGACCGAUUUACUGGCCAGCUUCACUUCACUCAGCCUACAGAAACAGAAUUUGGGAGACAGGUAGAGGACAAAGAAGUGGUUUCUUUGUUGCUUUUUCAAGCAAACCUCUAUCUUGAAUACUGAUACCACUUCUCACAAUCUGGACUACAAUUCAGAAUACAGUACCAUUUCUUUCAUGUAAUUAACACACAAUUGAGUAAAGAAUAAAAUUGAGAAUUUUAAGUAUGUUCUUUUACAUUGUAAAAUCAGGAAGAAAACACAAGUGUUGUUGCUGAUCUCAAAUGUAUUCCUGUCUGAAAGUUGUCCAACAGGUGCUAAUUAUAUUUUUGUAGUUGGUAGUAGAUUUUGUGGAACAGUCUGAACUAUUGCAAACUUGGCCUUAAUUUACCCAAAACAACAAUGUUUCUAUUAUCUUCUCCAUUUGUCUUGUAUUAGUGGACCAAAGCUUUCCCUAUCCCUUUCUAAAACGCCUCAAUUUGUCCGUCACAUAAAUUCUGUUUUCAGACUAAAUUCUUGACAAAUUAAUUUAGAAGGCGCAUCAUAAAGCUACCUCCAGUUGUGCCAAAAAAGUAACAGUAAUUAUUUAUUCUUUCGGGGCUUCUGACUGUUCAGUAGCAGAAAGUAAAUAUAUAUCAUUUUAAAUUGGUUUGAAUGCAUUGUUCCUGGUUUCAUGCAGUUAAUUUGCCAACAAUCCCAUUGGACUUUAAAUGCAGCAGGCACAACAGACUGGAAGGUGGAGGACAGAUUCAGUCCAAAAGACUUGCCUUUGUUUUAUCGUCAUGAAUAUUGUACUGUAACUAUGUGAGCAGGCAGUUUUAAUGUUUCACUUGUUUUUUCUUUAUCACAGGAAACUUGCAAUGACUCUUUAUUUGUAUUGCAUGUUGAUGUUUAAAGGGCGACUACACUUUUUGGGGGGAAAUUUGGCCCAUCAUUCACAAUCCCUAUGUAGGACAAGGACACAUAUAUUCUUUUUUUUAUGCAUUCUAAUCGUAAAUAAACUUUAGCCGAAAUCAGCUCACAAUGGGGUUAAUUUGAGCGCCACUAUUCCGCUCACUAAGCCCUUUUAAAAAAACAUGCAAAAACUGCCAACAAUACUCCAUUUACACUUUGUGACCUAAUCAUUAACAAAGUAUUAGCAAAAUUGCUAUUAUAAGCGCUAACGUUAAGGACCUGUUUUAGCGGCGCAUUGAUCACGGAGCGGUAACUAGCUUAUGCUGCUAUGUUGACAUCAUGAGCUGGAGAGCUGCUCUCUCCCCGCUGAGCCGGUGAAAG